This is a messenger RNA of Onthophagus taurus, 3752 nucleotides long. RefSeq names its product trafficking protein particle complex subunit 11 gry (gene gry). Gene Ontology annotation, cellular component: cytoplasm. NCBI's taxonomy places the organism in Eukaryota, Metazoa, Arthropoda, Insecta, Coleoptera, Scarabaeidae. The record is from RefSeq and is a predicted model, not a curated record.
ACGUCAAAUGUUCACAAUCACUUUUUAGGUUAAGUACUUUUCCAAAGAUUGUUUUAUCCCUUUUUAAAAGCAUUUUCGCUCAAUAUCUUAAGAAAAUGCAAGGGAUAGUAGAUUACACCGAUUUACCAUGGGAAUUAAGCGUAACUCCGCAAGUUUUAGUGGGUUUAUCCGGUUUAGAUACUUUAAAUAACGCUAUACACAAAUCUAUUUGGGACACAUUUACAAGUAAUCGACGUGUAGAAAGGGCCCCUGUUCAAUUUAAGCUUAUAGAUAACGCUCAUGAGUUUCCCGUGGUUAAACCAAAACGGAACUCUUAUGAAUGGUACAUUCCAAAAGGGUUAUUAAAGAAAAAUUGGAUGAAUAAGUAUUUAAAUGAAGUGCCUGCUGUAAUUGUUAUUUUUUAUGAUUUGGAUUGGAACGAUGUUUUGUGGAAUGAAAAAAUGAUUGAGUGUGCAUCAAGAGUGCAAUCUAUGAGAGCUGCUUUAGAAGGUAGAAACACACGGUUAACAGUUGUUUUAAUACAAAGUACUCCACUCCCUCCAGGAGAGGAUAUGAUAGCAUCUGAGAGAGCAACAGCGUUAUGUACAAGUUGUGAUUUAAGCACAAAAUCGUUAUUUGUUUUGCCCCAUGUUGAUCAUUUACAAGGGUACGCUAUACGCUUAGAGAAUGCAUUUUAUGAUUUAGGCCAAACUUUUUAUCAUCAAGAAGCUAGAAACAUCAAAUCACAUAGGGAACAUUUAAAUAAAAGCACUCAUCAGUAUUUAUUUGUGAGGCAUCAAUUUAAAAUGGGAUUUUUAAAUGAAUUGAGACAAGAUAAUCAUACUGCUCAUAAGCAUUAUACACAUGCGUAUAAUAAUUUAUUGGAAAUAAGAAUCGUGGAUACAAACGCAAAUGAAAUUCGUAUGGUUGCUGGGUUCAUCAAUUACAAAUUAUGUCGAUUAAUGUUUACGUUAAAUUUACCAAGAGAUGCCAUUUCACAAUUUAGAUCGCAUGUGGAUCGAUUUAAGAAUAGGAUUGGGUUUAGACAGUUAGCGUUUGAGCAUUACGCUUGGAUUGCGAAACAAUAUAGCUUAUUUGGAGAUAUUUUUGAUGAAGCGGUUAAACAAGGACUUCCAGCAGUUCAAACCCAACAUCCAGGUCUUUAUUACCAACAAGCGGCUCAAUUUAUCAUUUUGAGACGAAAAUUAUGCCAUGAUUUAUGUGGGCAUGUUUUGCAUUAUCCUAAUCCUGAUCCAUUACAAGGAGCAUCAACUUUAGAGUUUUAUGGUCAAAGACCAUGGAGGCCAGGAAAAGUUAAUGCAGAACCACCAGAUCCACAUUUAGAAAAUAAUGGGAUUAUUUCAUUGCAGUUUAUGGAAAAGCAAAUUAAUCAUUCGAAUAUUAUAAUUGCUUUAUAUGGGCUUGCAAUAUCACAAUAUAAAACAUAUAGAUGUUCGCGAACCCGUAGACAUUUAGUGGUUCAAAUGGCGGAAGAAUAUUUCAAUGCAAAAGAUUAUGGGAAAGCUUUAACGUUAUUUUCGCAUAUGUUGUGCGAUUAUAGGGAAGAAAAAUGGUGGGGAAUUAUAAAAACAAUUUUGUUAAAAGCUAUAAAAUGUGCAUUUAUAACUGUUAACAUCCAAGAUUAUCUUGUAUUAUCAUUAGAAAUUUUAUCAACAUACAUUGAAGUUGAACCAGAACACAAAAAGAAAACUUACGAAAAUUUCAUUAGAGUAUUAAAUGGUCAAUUACCUGAAACCGAAGUAGAUUUACCAUCAGAAAAAGUUCAACAAGCAGUAUUAAUGUGGCAACAAACAUUAUCAUCAAAACCGUUAUAUUUCCAAGUUGAAAUAGGGAAUGUUGUUUGUGCAAUCGACGUAAAAUGUCGAUUUUUAAACCAAAAAUAUGAAGCAGAUAACAAUAUUGUAGUAGAAAUCUUUUUAAAAUCCCUCUGUCAAUUCCCUUUUAUGAUAACAAAAGUGGCUCUGUUUGUAAAAACGCCUGGUUUUAGUAGCGAAGUCGUAGUAGAUCAAAGAAAUACAAAAAAAUUUCCCAACGGAUUAAUUAUUUUAAAUCCAAAUGAAUCGAAAAAGGUUGCCGUCGAUUUUUAUCCGGAUCCAAAUGAUGUUGGGCAUGAGAUGCAAAUUACUGGAGUACAUAUUUAUUUGGGAUCAUCACAAAAUUGUGUGUUGGAUAUCAAGUUUCCUGGGGUUGGAAAUGCAGCUCAACACCAAUUUCCUCAGUUACAACAUUUUUGUUUGUCACCAAAAAAUAUGCCCGAUUUUGAUAACAUCAAACCGCAAUUAUCUGUAAAUAUUACACCAAGACAUUCUAAUUUAGAUUUAAUUUUUAAACAUGAAAAUCCUUCGUUAAUUGGUGAAUGGUACAAAAUAACCACAACAAUUACAAAUAAAGAACAACACGACAUUAAAGAUAUUAACAUAGAAAUAAACUUAUCUGAUGAUGAUAGUUUAGAAAAUAUUGAAUUUUCAACCAAAGACACUUUUGAAAUAGAAAAAUUACCGCUGCUUAUCAAAAUGGAUAAGUUAGAAAAACUAAAAGAAACAAAUGUACAAUUUUAUAUAAGAUCGUUUAAAAUCGGGGAAAAAUUGUUAAAGUGUAAAGUCUCAUUUUUAUUGGCAACUGAAAAACCUAUAGCAAGCAUAAAAGAAGAUAGUUUUCAUCUAUCCACGGUAAAACCAUUUGAAAUAUCCACCAAAUUUUUAUCUGGAUUAUUCGAAAACGUUAAUAAAUUCUAUGUUGAGGAAGAAUUUGUUACUAUGAUUAUCAUUAAUUCGUUAUCACCAUGGCCAUUAUUCAUAGAAGAAUCUUCACUAGAAUUAACAAAUAAUUUCGAAAACUCAGACCCAACCUUAGAAAGUCAAACGAAAGGAAAUAAAUUGAACGAAAAAGAAAGCGGAACAGAAAUUUAUUUAGUAAACCCAAAACGACAAUCUGAUAAACACACGGAUAUUGGACAAUACAAAAUCAAAUGGAACCGAUUAAAUGGAUUUUCAACAACCACGGAAAUAACUCUAUCAGGUUUACCAAUCGAAUGGAUGCCUUUAGAUAUGAAAUUAACAUUACCCGAACAUGGACUUGUUAGAACUCCAUUAUUGGUUCUAUAUCAUUUUAUAAAUAAAUCCCACCAAUUAAUUCAAUUAGAUUUGAGUAUGGAGGGAAAUGACGUUUUUAUGUAUGCUGGCUAUAAGCAGGCACCAAUUCAUAUUCUACCGAAUUCUGAGAAAAUUAUAGAAUACAAUUUGUACCCGCUUACUGCUGGAAGUGUAGGAUUACCACGGUUAUUGCUCAAUAUACCCGAAAAUAGCACAGAAGGACCCGCUUUGAGACAGGAACAGUUGAAUUUAUUAAUAGAGAGGAGAUUGCCAAAGUAUUUGUUUGUUAUGCCUCAAGUUAAAGGUGAUCCAAUAUCCCAAGAACAUAUUCCAGUUCAAAACAUUACGGUGCAAUAAUUUUUAUUGUUUCCUAUACAGAUUAUGAGAAACGUUAUGGAACGUUUUAUAUAUCUUAAUCUGGCGAUACAAAUACAUAAUUAAUAUAUUAAAAGAUAUGUGAAAUAGAGAUUAACUGAUUUUGAGUUACAAAAAUAGGUUAUUACAUAAUCUAGAUUUUUAAGAUUUUUAUAAUUGAAUAUGGGAAAGGACCAACAUGGUAAAGAAGCCAUAAAUUACUUAAAUGGAUGCAUUAUUUCAAAAAUACUAUGUGGUCUCUAUUAUAUUUAAUAAAUUAAUGCUUAUUAGGUAGUUGGAAAGUGA